Molecule: messenger RNA, 450 nt
Organism: Clonostachys rhizophaga
Lineage: Eukaryota; Fungi; Ascomycota; Sordariomycetes; Hypocreales; Bionectriaceae
Source: the annotation of a GenBank genome assembly
AUGCUCAACGCCCCGCGGACAGCAGCGCUCCUGAGGCCCUCCUCCCUCCUCACCUCCCUCCGCCAAUGCGCACCAAGACCAGCCCUACCACCCCCGCGAUACCUUCACCAGACCGCCGCAGCGAGAUCAGUGCCGGCUACUGCAGCCCGCCGAGCCUACUCCUCCGCCGCGUCGCCCGUAAAAGAAGAUGACGACCUCCCAUCAAUGACCCCCGCCGAGCUCUCCAUCGCCGAGCAGCUCUCCUCCAACGAGACCCUCUCCCCGACCACCUCCCUCCUCGUCCGCGACGUCUCGGGCGGCUGCGGCUCCAUGUACGCCAUCGACAUCGUCUCCCCCAAAUUCAGGGGCAAGACCCUCCUCGCCCAGCAGCGCCUCGUCACCAAGGCCCUCGGCGACCGGGUCAAGGAGUGGCACGGCGUCCAGAUCCGCACGAGCGUCCCGUCCGAGUAG